AUGAGUUCACAAAACCUCGACCUAGAACAUCAACACGUCCGUUAUGAUCGCCUAAAGCGAGUCUUAGAGAAAGCUGUUGACCAGACAGUGAAACGGCUGAUGGAUUCGGAGCAGGUAGCAUCUUGUUUCCCCCAGAUAUCUCAAGUGGAAGGUGGAGAAGCAAUACUCGAGCUUGCCAGGAAGCAGGUAGCAAGUUAUUUUCGGUCUACCAGUCUCAGCCAAUUUGAGCAUAUUUGCCAGGAACGUAACGUCGAACUGCGGCUCAAUGCCUUGGAUGAUAUCGUCAUAGAUGCACGGAAAAGAAAAGAGCAGAAUUCUGGCAUGCAAUUACACAUUGAUCGACUUUCUGCGGACGAGUUGAUGGAUGCGGCGGUAGUCCAGCCGAAAUUGGAUGCAAUUGCCAAGUUGCAGCUGAUCUAUGACCAGCUAUGCAUUGACAAUGUGGAAUUGUACGAGGACCUUCUACAGCAGGCUACUGAAUGUGACGAGCUAAAAUCCUCGGUGGUGGCUCUGGUUGAUGCUCUUCAGAGCGGCAUCGAUGAAGUGAAAAGGUUAGAUUUCGAAGCAAACUUCGCUAAGCUCACGGAAGAGGUAUUUGGAGAUACUUCGUAA
This is a messenger RNA of Australozyma saopauloensis, 612 nucleotides long. RefSeq names its product MIND complex subunit. The record is from RefSeq and is a predicted model, not a curated record. Bases 1 to 612 code for a protein of 203 amino acids. Gene Ontology annotation, cellular component: MIS12/MIND type complex. Gene Ontology annotation, biological process: chromosome segregation. NCBI's taxonomy places the organism in Eukaryota, Fungi, Ascomycota, Pichiomycetes, Serinales, Metschnikowiaceae. The transcript has a single exon.